AUGAUGUCGUCUAAAGUAGGGGAUGCCGUAGAAAAGAAAAUCGAGUACAAGUGCACGGAUUGCGACGUGACAGACGUGCAGUGCAGCGGCGAGAGUGUAAUGGCAUCUGGCCUAGUCAGCGUCGCGAAGGAUUCAAAGACGAUCAGCUUGAAGUUUUCCAGUUUUGAAGACGACAACGCGUGCGUAUACCGUGGCUUUUUUAAGAAGAAUACGAAACUUUACACAAACGUUAUCGCAGUUAUUGAAAAAGUGACCGUAACUCCGCCUGCUCCGAAGCCUUCUCCUGAACUUGAGAAGCAGAUGGAAGUCGAAAUACCGAUUAAAUGUGAAGACUGCACCUUAGACACGGUAUCAGUUAAUGGUAUUGGUUUGGAAGCGGCCCUUGCCGUGGAAGCAAAUUUGACAAUUGCCCCCGAUAUCUAUUACACGGUGACACCGACUUCUGUCACUGUCCACAUCACCCAGUUCAGUGCCACGUUUGAGGGCGUCUACCAAGCAGUGUUCGAAAUGAAAGGAGAGCAUGUGACCAAAACUAUCCUAGAUAUAAGGAAUCCGAAUGACAAAGCCGAUGUCAUCAUUGAAAAUGCAUCGAAUGACAGUGGGGCUCUGACUUCCGAUGGCAACCAAGCAUCUACAACCAUUAUGUCUGACCUUACAACAGGAAACGCAACUUCCUAA
Chilo suppressalis (striped riceborer) is the source of this 678-nucleotide messenger RNA. NCBI's taxonomy places the organism in Eukaryota, Metazoa, Arthropoda, Insecta, Lepidoptera, Crambidae. The record is from the annotation of a GenBank genome assembly.